Molecule: messenger RNA, 2049 nt
Organism: Meira miltonrushii
Lineage: Eukaryota; Fungi; Basidiomycota; Exobasidiomycetes; Exobasidiales; Brachybasidiaceae
Product: glycoside hydrolase family 31 protein
Exons: 2
Coding region: 1-2049 (682 amino acids)
Biological process (GO): carbohydrate metabolic process
Molecular function (GO): hydrolase activity, hydrolyzing O-glycosyl compounds; carbohydrate binding
Source: RefSeq, a predicted model, not a curated record
AUGCUUUCUAUCUCCAAAGAAGGAGCUCUCAUCUAUAAGCAUGACGGUGAAACGUUACAAAUCGAGGCAUGGGGUGAGAAUGCAGUUCGGGUACGCAGUACACUCUUGUACGAAUUUCCAAAAGAAGAUUGGGCAUUAACAAACAAACCAAAGCUCUCUAGAGAAAGUAUGCUUGCACCGGCAGAUCUUUCGGAAGGACCGGCUCAUUUGACGAAUGGAAAGAUUUCCGUGACUAUCUCUCCGGUUGGAAAGAUGACUAUUAAAAACACAAAGACGAAUGCAAUCUUGCUAGAAGAAUUUGUUCGUCAUCGUCGUGAUGCAACAGAUCCAAAUGUGAGCGCAUUAGAAUUAGAAGCUCGUCAAUUUCGUUCUAUUCCUGGUUCAGAUCAUUUUCACAUCGUUGCAAGAUUUGAAUCACAAAGUAGGAAAGAACAAAUUUAUGGUAUGGGUCAAUAUCAACAAGAUAACCUUAACUUAAAAGGAAGUGAUGUAGAAUUGGCACAACGUAAUUCACAAGCCAGUAUCCCGUUUGCAACCUCAAGUUUAGGGUAUGGCUUGUUAUGGAACAAUCCCUCCAUCGGACGGGCUGUAUUUGGUCAAAAUGUAAUGUCAUUCGAAUCAUUGAGUGCAAAAGCAUUAGAUUAUUGGGUUGUAGCAGGUGAUACACCAGCAGAAAUCCAAGAAGCAUAUGCAAGUGUAACAGGAACAGUUCCAAUGAUGCCCGAAUACGGUUUAGGAUUUUGGCAAUGUAAACUUCGUUAUCAAACCCAAGAAGAAUUGCUCAAUGUCGUACGAAAGCACAAAAAGCUUGGUCUUCCGAUGGAUGUGAUUGUGUGUGACUUUUUCCAUUGGCCCAAACAAGGUGAUUGGAAGUUCGAUCCUACAUAUUGGCCGGAUCCAGAAGCGAUGAUUGCUGAACUCAAAGAGCACAAAGUCGAAUUGAUGGUGAGCAUUUGGCCGACGUUAGACAAAGGAUCUGACAAUUACGAUGCAUUUCGUGAUGCCAACUUGCUGGUCCGUUCCGAGCGUGGCUCACAAAUUCAACAAGAGUUUGAAGGUGAAUGUAGAUAUGCAGACUUUACUUCUCCGGAAACACAAAGAGCAGUCUGGUCAAUCGCAAAGCGUAAUUAUCACGAUAAGGGAAUCAAGACUUUCUGGCUUGAUGAAGCAGAACCUGAAUUCUGUCGAUAUGAUUUGGACAACUACCGUAUGUAUGCCGGAUCUGGACUCUCGGUAGGAAACAGCUACCCGGUAGGCUACUCAAAAGCAUUCUAUGACGGUCAACUUGCUUCAGGUCAACCAGAAGGCUCGAUCAUCAACCUCGUACGAUGUGCUUGGGCAGGUUCGCAGAAGUACGGUGCUUUGGUUUGGAGUGGUGAUAUUGCUUCGUCUUGGUCUUCUUUCCGUAAUCAAUUAGCGGCAGGUUUGAAUAUGGGCUUAUCCGGCAUUCCAUGGUGGACCACCGAUAUCGGAGGUUUCCAUGGCGGUGAUCCACGUGAACCUGCUUUUCGUGAAUUGAUGGUCAGAUGGUUUCAAUGGGGUACUUUUUGUCCUGUGAUGCGUUUACAUGGUAAUCGUGAACCCGUUCAACCGCAACAUGGAACCACGGGAGGAGCAACAUGUCGAAGUGGUGCGGAUAAUGAAGUUUGGAGUUAUGGUGAAGAAGUGUUUAAGAUUUGCAAAAAGUAUUUGUUUUUACGAGAAUACUUGAGACCUUAUACACGAGAACUGAUGCAAAAAGCACACAAGGAUGGUACACCUGUCAUGCGUACGAUGUUUUACGUCUUCCCUCAAGAUGCUUAUUGUUGGUCGAUGGAAUGUGAGCAACAAUACAUGUAUGGUGAUAAAUACCUUGUCGCUCCCGUAUUGGAAGCAGGUCAAGCAGAGACAAAGGUAUACUUACCCAAAGGCCAUCAAUGGAAAAAGGUUGACGCGAGCAAUGUUGAAAGCCAAGGUCAAAUCACUCAUGACUCAGAAGUUUGUCAAGGCGGUCAAACGAUUAGUGUUGCAUCGCCAAUGGAGGAUAUGCCUGUAUUCGAAAGAGUAUAA